Messenger RNA from Carya illinoinensis, 491 nucleotides. Its product is annotated as protein arginine N-methyltransferase 5-like. Gene Ontology annotation, cellular component: nucleus; cytosol. The coding region runs from base 15 to 329 and encodes 104 amino acids. Gene Ontology annotation, biological process: regulation of DNA-templated transcription. The transcript has 2 exons. The record is from RefSeq and is a predicted model, not a curated record. Lineage: Eukaryota; Viridiplantae; Streptophyta; Magnoliopsida; Fagales; Juglandaceae.
UUAUAUUCACAUACAUGAAUAUUGAUUAUGUAGGAUAUUGCAGUUUUCUUUUUCUAAAGUUAUCUUUUGAAAAUUGCUUUCGCUCGACAUUUUUUAGUGUAUUGGUCGAGUGCAUCGUUCUGUAUGCCUUGGUGCCCUUUUUACUAGCAAUCUUAUAUUUCGUGGAACAGAGCUUAGUCAAACUAGAGGGCUGGGAAGACACUGUUACCAUAAUUUCUAGCGAUAUGCGUCACUGGGAUGCUUCUGAGAAAGCUGACAUUUUGGUUAGUGAACUCCUAGGUUCUUUUGGUGACAAUGAGCUUUCUCCUGAGUGCCUGGAUGGAGCCUAGAGGUUUUUAAAGGACGACGGGAUUUCAAUACCAUCUUCAUAAGUAUAUUCUCUAAAGUAUAGUAUUUUCAUACUUAUGAAGAAAUAUAUGAGUGUGUUAUUUUAUGAAUUUAUUGUCCCGAGGAAAAUCUGAAUGGGCUAUGUGCUUGCUUUGCUUAAUGGU